Molecule: messenger RNA, 246 nt
Organism: Sphaeroforma arctica JP610
Lineage: Eukaryota; Ichthyosporea; Ichthyophonida
Exons: 3
Source: RefSeq, a predicted model, not a curated record
AACGUCGGCGCGUUCUUACUGUCCCAGUCUUCGGACAGUCGCGCGUACAUGGGAGGCAAGGAUAUCGGAGGAGCGCUGGGAAUUACUGUGAAGGCCGGCAUGUCCAUGGAAUUGCACGAUAGGGACCGGUCCCAUCCCACAUCCUUUUGGGGAAAAGUGUCGACCAAAGUGGCCACGGAGGUCAAGAGUCGCUACCUGCAGAAACACAACGGGGGCGGGUACCCUAGUUGCAUAGGUACUCAGUAG